AUGCCCAAGCAACUGAAGGUCCAAGAGCUUGAGGCCAGGGGACCAGUCUCAGCAGCAGUAGCAACAGCAAGAGUUAGAGAGAACAAUGCUUUAAGGAUGGCACAGAUAGAAUUAAUCGAAAUGAAACGAAAGUUUGAUGCCUUGAGAGUUGUGGAGACAGAGAAAAAAAUGGUGAUUUCCUUGUUGCAGAGAAGGGAUGAAGAAUUAAAAACUCUGAAAAGCUUGCUUGAAAAUGAAAGGAAAGAAAAAAUCAAUAUCAUUAAUGAAAAGGAACAUUUUGAAAAAGAAAAAGCAGAAGAAGUAGAAAGAAUUAAUAAAGAAAAUCUUAGAUUAAAAGCUGAGCUUCUCAAAUUAAAUGAGAGAAUAAAAUCUAAUCAGUUUGGUGCAGCAGUAGAGAAUCUACAGGCCUGUGUUGAGCUAAAAAGGCUGACGCUGAGCAAAGAUAGAGAUGGACAUCAAAAACUCCUGGAAGAGCACAACCCAUUGAAAAAACAAAAUGAAAGCUUGAAGAAUGAAAUGGGUCACCUGCAAUGGCAUGGGCAUUCUAAAAGUACUCAUCAGUGUUCUUUUUGUAGUCCAAUCACUGUUAGUGCACAAGAUAAAACUAUAAGUGGUGUAUCUGAGCAUGGGGAAGAUACUGAAGGUGUUCAAUUGGUUCUCAGGCUCCACCAGAAGGUAAAAGAACUGGAAAAAGAAAGAAUCAAGUUGCAGAAACAAAUGGAAGAGGUAGAGAAAGAAAAAGACAGUCCAUGUGAUGACACAGCAUUUACACAUGUUGGUUUUAGAGUAUGACUUGAAGUGAUGAUUAAACUUUAAAUUCUGUGUACUAUAGUAUAUUGAAAUUUGAUAUCAAAAAUAAUAU
Schistocerca gregaria is the source of this 862-nucleotide messenger RNA. Its product is annotated as myosin-7B-like. NCBI's taxonomy places the organism in Eukaryota, Metazoa, Arthropoda, Insecta, Orthoptera, Acrididae. The transcript is spliced from 4 exons. The coding region runs from base 1 to 792 and encodes 263 amino acids. The record is from RefSeq and is a predicted model, not a curated record.